AUGUCAAUUUGUCCAUACAUUGGAUUUGCUGGUUCAGUGUCCUCGCAUAAGGUGCUCAUGGAUCCCUUGACUGUUAUUUUGCCUCUUGAAUGUCAUGAUUAUGAUGUUGAAAUGAAGAUCACAGCUGCUCGUUUCUUUCAUGCAUUCAAGAUUGCUGUACAAGAACUAAAGGAAUACUAUGAGAAGAUACUUCCACGAGCUCAUGAACAUAAUCUCUGUAAUUCUAAGUUUCCUUACAUUAACAGCUAUUAUGAUGAAUGGGAAAAAAGGAAUGUUUCCUUUACAUGGUUUGAACAGUAUGAAGAUAAGCUUAUCUUUGCUGAGAAGGAAGAGAAUAAGGAUACUAUAUGUAUCAAAUUACCUGAACCUACUCUGUAG
Messenger RNA from Paraglomus occultum, 378 nucleotides. The record is from the annotation of a GenBank genome assembly. NCBI's taxonomy places the organism in Eukaryota, Fungi, Glomeromycota, Glomeromycetes, Paraglomerales, Paraglomeraceae.